Polistes canadensis is the source of this 621-nucleotide messenger RNA. RefSeq lists its product as uncharacterized. NCBI's taxonomy places the organism in Eukaryota, Metazoa, Arthropoda, Insecta, Hymenoptera, Vespidae. The record is from RefSeq and is a predicted model, not a curated record. Bases 249 to 602 code for a protein of 117 amino acids. The transcript is spliced from 2 exons.
UAUCUAUAAAGUGCAUUCACUUUCGUUUACUCUGCAUUGUUGUAAACGUUUACUUUUUUAUUAAUCAUCCGAUCUGAAGGUGUAUAGCUUAAGAAGAAAGUCAAAUAUUAUGAUAAAACAAACUUUGACAUUAACACAUGUUGGAUAAUUUGUUUAUGGAACGGUGCCCAUUUAUAUUACAAAUAGUACAAAAAUUGUUAACGAAAAAAAAAGUAACAAGUUUUCGGACGAUAAAUAAAUAACUAAAAAUGACCCGGAAUAAUAGAAAACGUGGACGUGUCGAGGAAGAAUCGGCUGAUUUUGUGCCGCUGAGUAAAAGAAUAAAUAACCUUCAUAUCAACAGCCUGUCAGGCCUACAAAAAGGUGCACCAGAAAGUAUGGAAUCUGAAUGGGGAAACUCGAAUAUUUAUUGUUCUCCAAAUUAUUCAGAACCAUCGCAAAACAACUCGCCCAUGCAUGAUACUUGUGGAUCUAGUUCAAGUAGUUACACCAACGAAUAUAGGCCUGAUCUCAGCGUAACAGAGAACCCCUUCUAUUACGAAACCAAUAAAUUAUUAUUUUCAUUGCACAUGGAACGUAUACAAAGAUCUGAAGCAUAUUAAUAAUAAUUGUAGGUAUAUA